Molecule: messenger RNA, 3141 nt
Organism: Medicago truncatula (barrel medic)
Lineage: Eukaryota; Viridiplantae; Streptophyta; Magnoliopsida; Fabales; Fabaceae
Product: histone-lysine N-methyltransferase family member SUVH9
Exons: 2
Coding region: 169-2478 (769 amino acids)
Cellular component (GO): nucleus
Molecular function (GO): double-stranded DNA binding; histone methyltransferase activity; protein binding
Source: RefSeq, a predicted model, not a curated record
UAAAUCUUCUGAAAGAGUACUUUGUUUCUGUCAUCAAAUUGUUCUCCACUUUCAUAUUUUUUUUCAUUUCAUUUCUAUGACCUCACUCACUCCAAUGCCACUAUUUCUCUAACCUCAGAGAAGUAGUACACUCACUUCUCAUUCAACUUCAUCAUCAUAACAACUCAAAUGGAUCCUUUCUCAUUAACCCUUGAAACUCCUUCUCCUUCUCAACCUUCUUCUCAUGUUUCUGUUGCUAUUCCCACCCCCAAUUUUACUAUUUCCAACCAAAUCCCUAAUUUCUCACCUUCACCCCCAACUACCACCAUUUCCUCCGGAGCACCGCUUCAGACGCUGCUCGUUCCAAAACCGGAGCCUUUCGAUGAUUUCUUCGCGACCCAAGAUUCUCAACAACAACCCCAUUUCUCUCCUGGCUCAGAAACCGAUGAUCAAUCUGAUUUAUACACUGAGUACUACCGUAUUUCACAGCUUUUCAAUGCUACUUUUGGUAAAUCGCUUUACCCUUUUAUGGGAAUCGAUGAUUCCAACAAUGCUUCUGCUGUUUCAAUGGAGAAUUUGGUCAAUGGUUGUAACCCUGACCUAAAUCUCAACCCUCCUAAUUUGAGGGUGGAUUCUAUUGAUUCUGAGCCCUGUGAGGGAAAUGAUCGAGCGAUUGUUGUUGUUCCGGAGAAACAAGAGACGGCGGUUGCGGUGGUUAGGAAGAAAGCAAGUCAAGUGAUGGAGCUUGUGAGGGUUUCAGAUCUGAGUAUGAAGGAUCAGAUGCAUUUUCGUGAUGUGAUGAGGAAGACUAGGAUGAUUUAUGAUUCGCUCCGCGUGUUGGCAAGUGUUGAGGAGGAGAAGAGAAUGGCUGAUGAGAGGAAAUUGGCUGCUGAAGUUGCUGUGGAGGAAGAGAGGAGAUUGUCUGAGGAGAGGAGGUUGGCUGAGGAGAGGAUGUUGGCUGCUGAAGUUGCGGUUAUGGAGGCAGAGAUGAGAGUCGGUGAGGAGAGUAGGGUGGCAGCUGCAGGGUUGGAAGGGGAGAUGUCGAGUGGAAGAAGGCGUCGUGGUCGUAAUCGCAUUCGUGGUGAUAUGAGGGCUGCUGCGUUAAUGAGGAAGCGUGAGUUGUGGCUGUAUCGCGAUAAGAGGAUAGUUGGACCGAUACCUGGAGUUUAUGUUGGUGAUGUGUUUUUGUUUAGGAUGGAAUUGUGUGUAAUUGGUUUGCAUAUGCAGAUACAAGCUGGCAUUGAUUACCUGCCUAAAAGUAGGUGCUCAAAUGGUGAACCAAUUGCUACCAGUGUGAUUGUUUCGGGUGGUUAUGAGGAUGAUAUGGAAUUGGAUGACGGUGAUGUUAUAAUCUACACUGGCCAUGGAGGGCAGGAGAAGAAUUCCUCAAGGCAAAUUUGUGAUCAGAAAUUGGUGGGCGGAAACCUUGCUUUGGAAAGGAGUAUGCAUUAUGGAAUCGAGGUUAGGGUUAUUCGUGGGAUGAAGUACGAAGGGAGCGCAUCCGGUUCUGGUAAGGUUUAUGUUUAUGAUGGAUUGUAUAGGAUUGUUGAUUGUUGGUUUGAUGUAGGAAAGUCUGGUUUUGGAGUUUAUAAGUAUAAGCUAUGGAGAAUUGAGGGGCAGGCUAAGAUGGGUAGUGCUGUUCUCAAAGAGGCUAGGGAGAUUAAGAAAAUUGGGUUGGAUGUUAAGCCUAUGUAUUGUCUUUCUGUUGAUAUUUCACACAAGAGGGAGAAUGUUCCUAUUAGGCUAUUUAAUGAUAUAGAUGACAAUCAAGAACCUCUUUAUUAUGAGUAUCUUCCGAAAACUACUUUUCCGCAGUUUGUGUUUCAUCAGAGUGGGAAUGCUACUGGCUGUGAAUGUGUGGAGGCUUGUACUGAUGGCUGCUUUUGCUCUAUGAAGAAUGGAGGAGAGUUUCCCUAUAAUCUUCAGGGUUUGCUUGUGAGAGGGAGGCCUUUGAUUUUUGAAUGUGGCCCUUUUUGCUCCUGUCCUCCCAAUUGUCGGAAUCGUGUUGCACAAAAGGGGAUCAGGCAUAGGUUGGAAGUGUUUAGGUCUGCGCAGACUGGUUGGGGAGUUAGGUCUUUGGACCUUAUUCAAGCCGGAGCCUUUAUCUGCGAGUAUACAGGGGUAAUUUUAACAAGGGAGCAAGCUCAAAUUUUAACAAUGAAUGGGGACUCCUUAAUAUAUCCUAAUCGGUUUUCAGAUAGAUGGGCAGAAUGGGGGGAUUUGUCUCAGAUAUACACUGAUCAUGUGCGUCCAUCGUAUCCCUCAAUUCCUCCUUUAGAUUAUUCUCUGGAUGUAUCAACAAUGAGAAAUGUUGCUUGUUACAUGAGCCAUAGUUCGAGUCCAAAUGUGUUUGUUCAGUAUGUUCUGUAUGAUCACAACAAUUUAAUGUUCCCUCAUGUUAUGCUAUAUGCAAUGGAGAACAUCCCUCCUCUGAGAGAACUCAGCAUAGAUUAUGGCAUCGCAGAUGAGUGGACAGGCAAGCUGUCUAUAUGUAUGUAACUAUGUAGUUUUGUAAGGUUGCUGCAGCCGAAUUUUGGCCAUGGAUAGCUGAGGAUUGCCAUGAUUUUGAGAAGGCUUCAACCUUACAAAACUUCGUGGAACUGUGGAAGUGCUUGCUUAAUGAACUUUUUAUGUCAUGUUAUCCAAAAUCACUUAAUAGCUAUUAUGUCAUCCUCUGUAUUUUCUAACUCAUGUUGGCUAGAGUACAUGCAUUUUGCCGCGCGGUGAUGAAGAUCAGGAAUUGGAGUUUCAUCAUGUAUGCUUAAUCUAGAACAGUUAUGUGAUUAUUCACUAUGUUGAUUUAAUUUGUUUGUCCAUUCCUGCUCUUGGGCUAAGCAUUUCCAAGUCUUAGCUCCAUCCUAUGUAAGCAUGUAGCUCCGAUGUUUUUAGCUUUUGUCAUUGUAUAUAAAUUAUAUAAUGUAAGUUCAGAGCUUGUACAGGGAUAACAUUGUGGUUGGUGAUUAUGGAUAGAUAUAUAAUGCAGCAUUUUAGAUGGUUUAGAACCAAAUGAAUAGAUAUAUGAUUCAGGCAAGUUGUUGUAGAUGUCUAACUCUGAGUCUAGGCGUUUUAUGGCCCAUGUAUUAUGAGAGACAAUGUUUUCAUUUUCUUAAGAAGAACUUGUACUUCGUUGGUUGUGGUAGAGAACCAAGAAAUUGUUGAAAA